AUGUCCUCCUCGAUCGGCGAUAUUUCCUUUGCAGUGUGCAAAGUUGCGGAGAGCUUACGCAAACUCAAGCAAGCGUAUGAUGAGAAGGAUGAUGACGAAUGUAUGAAAAUUUUGGACUCCAUCAAGACUCGGAUCAUCGUCUUCCCCACCUUUCUGAACCCCUCCGCGGAGAGUAAGAGCCGCGCGGAGGAGCUAAUGCUCGCGCGGGAGGUUCUCGAGCUCGCCGUGCUCGUGAGCGCGCGGCGGAAGGAUUUGGUGAGCUUCGAUCUUUUUUUCGCGCAGCUUCAGCUUUACUACACCGAUAUCUCGUUCGAGGAGCUGCCGGCGUCGCCGAUGCACACGAUGAUGCUCGGCCUUAACCUCGUGCGGCUCCUCGUGAUGAGCCGCAUCGCGCAAUUUCACUCGGAGCUCGAGAAAGUUCCCGCGGAGGCGCUCGCGAGCAGCCCGUACAUCCGCUUUGCCGUUCAGCUCGAGCGCUACUUGAUGGAGGGGAGUUAUAAUAAGCUGCUCACCUCGCGCAAGAAGGCCCCAUCGAACGAGUACAUCCCGGUUGUGGAGAUGCUCGAAUCUACCGUGCGGAAUGAGGUCGCGAAUUGCAUCCCGCACGCCUACACGGAGCUCUCCAUUGCCGCCGCACAGAAGGUGCUGAUGGUGAAAUCGACCGAAGAAGUUCUACAGAUCGGCAGCGAUCACGGCUGGAACCUCACACCUGAUCGGAAAGGCUUCCUCUUCAUUCGGGAGGAGGACGUGGCGAAGAAGGAGAUCCCUUUCGAACAAAUGAUCAAUGAGCACAUCCAAUUCGCGGCGGAGUUACAGAAAAUUGUCUAA
Molecule: messenger RNA, 828 nt
Organism: Phytomonas sp. EM1
Lineage: Eukaryota; Euglenozoa; Kinetoplastea; Trypanosomatida; Trypanosomatidae
Source: the annotation of a GenBank genome assembly